AUGAAUAUGGGAAUUGCUGCCAGUUUAUGUUUAUUCUUCUUCGAGCAAUUAUUGAUUGUCAAGAUUCAAGCAAGGGAACAAUGUAGUUAUUAUAAAGUAAAUCAAACACUAGCUACUAUUCAGUGUAGUGAUGAUUGUUGUUCAUUUAUAGCUACAUCGGCUGAAACAGCCUGUUGUUCGAGUAUUUCAUGGAGUUCAUUAGCAAUUCCUUUUUUCAUCGUUGCUAGCAUUUGUUUUCUUGUUAUUUGUUUCAUUUAUUGUCGACCAUUAUGGAAAUUAUGUUUAUGUGGAUAUAAAUGUCCUUGUGGUAAUCGAACUCAAGUUAAUUCAUCAACUUCUGCAACACUCAAUAAUAAUCCAAUUCAUGUAAUGACCAAUGAGGGUUUACCCGAUUAUGAAACUAUUAUAAAAGAUUCAACGAUGAAAGAAAUAACACCACCACCAUAUAAUUUUGUUGCUUCACAUCCAAAUGAUUUUGGUAUUGAAGCACGUGUUCCAAGUGCACCACCUCGAUAUCUUUCAAGACCUAACUCAGCAGUUAUGGGAAUUUCAAAUACUCCCAUUGAAUCAUAA
This is a messenger RNA of Rotaria sordida, 573 nucleotides long. NCBI's taxonomy places the organism in Eukaryota, Metazoa, Rotifera, Eurotatoria, Philodinida, Philodinidae. The record is from the annotation of a GenBank genome assembly.